Paramecium pentaurelia is the source of this 664-nucleotide messenger RNA. Lineage: Eukaryota; Ciliophora; Oligohymenophorea; Peniculida; Parameciidae. The record is from the annotation of a GenBank genome assembly.
AUGUCUCUUAAUUGUCCUAACAAAUAGUUUAACUCUGAAUACUAUACUCUGCUUAAUGGAUUAGAACAAAGUUUCUUUAAAGAGGAGACUGAUUAAAAAGACUUAAUGCAAUUAAUAUUAAGUAUAGCCCAUUUAGUUGAGUAUUUUGAUUUGAAAAAAGAUCCUCUUAAGGACUAUUUUUUGGAGAAAAUGCAAUUUAUUCUUUCUAGACCUUUUACAAUCUGUAAUUUAAAAAAGAAAGAAGAUGAUACAUCAAAUAUAGAAAUGAAGAAGUCACGCUUCUCUCAUUUCUCUUAAAAUGUUUAAAAAUUAGAGAUGUAAUCAUUAUUAUAGAGUAACUCAGAAGAAAACGAAGAAAGAAUAAAAUUAUUAUAAGAAGUAAAUAACUCAUCUAUAAUAAUAGGAUUAUGAAAAAUAACUCAAAGAUCAAACUUUAUUAGUUUAAAUGGAUUUGAACCAUUAGAUGGGUAAAUUAAAAAAUAAACUUCUUCAUCGAAAAAAUAAAAGUUUGUUUUCUCCUUCUUGUAGAAUCAAUAAUGAAGAGGAUUAAUUUAAGAGAUAGAAUCGAUAAAAUACAUGCUAAAGUCCUAAUUCUUAGAAUUCUUAAAUGGAACAAUUUUGUCUUGAUGAUGCAUGUCCAAAUGUGACAUUACAAAAUUAAUGA